AUGAGAAGAGAUCACGGGACCGAACGAGAAGAGCAAGACAACAGACUGUCUUCAUUGGACGUCAAUCUUGCAGACAACAGAACAGGAAUGGAUCGGUCCGAGGCGACGCAAAGAUCUAAAGAGGACAAGCCGUCUAAGAUCGACGAAGCUGACUCCGCAGAAGCACCAGUCUACUAUCACGAGAGUGGAGAUUUGUUUGCCGAAGACAUCGAGCAACACCUGGCGGUGUUACCAGAGAUGUCCACUGCUACGGAAGAAGUGACAAUUAACGACAUUCAGAUCGGCGGAUCCGGACGUUCCUCUCACCGCAGAUCAACAAAGACUUGGAUCGCUGAUUUGGAGGAGCCGUCACCUUCUUAUGGGGAAGGAAAAUGCUCUACCACCAGCGGCACGAGGGGCGAUUUGUGA
Peronospora matthiolae is the source of this 408-nucleotide messenger RNA. Lineage: Eukaryota; Oomycota; Peronosporomycetes; Peronosporales; Peronosporaceae. The record is from the annotation of a GenBank genome assembly.